Messenger RNA from Esox lucius (northern pike), 4784 nucleotides. RefSeq lists its product as uncharacterized. The record is from RefSeq and is a predicted model, not a curated record. The transcript has 9 exons. Bases 199 to 1809 code for a protein of 536 amino acids. NCBI's taxonomy places the organism in Eukaryota, Metazoa, Chordata, Actinopteri, Esociformes, Esocidae.
AACCGACAGCUUCCGAAACUCUCCAGAUAAUCCCGAUUCGUUACACCAUUGAGUCUCUUUCUUGUAGACGGGUUGGGGGCGAGUGAGGGGGUUAAGAUAUUAAGAAGAAAAAAAACAUACAUUUGCAGAAAACACCUCUUCCUGUACCCCGCCUGCUCCCACUUGGAUCCAGGCGUGUCUGAAAGAGAUUCAGUCAAGAUGAAAAUAAUUGGAGUUGCCCUGUUUGGAGCCAUGUUCUGCACUGUUCUGUCUGCAUCGCAGAAAGUCAAAGAAGAACACAAGGUUGCGUUUUUCGGUGAGGACGUGCACAUCCCUCUCCCAUCCCUGGACAGCACAGAGGUUCUGUUCAAACCAGCCUCCAACCCCGCUUCGGAGAAUGUCCUGAUGAGGAACGGUCAGGUGAUGAACGGCCGGGCCCAGCUCAACUCCCUCAAGCACCUUGUCUUGGAGGACGUGGGGGAGGAGGACGAGGGCACGUACGUGAUCAAGAACACCAAGGCGCCUGCUAACGUCAAACACAUCAUCCUCCUCGUCCGGGAUUGUGCGAUGGAGCAGGUCGUCAAGUAUGGUGAGACGUACCACAUCCAAAUCAAAAACAUCAGCGUCCCCAUUAGCCUGGAGUUCAGGCCCAGCCCAGCCCAGGUCAACCAGACCACAGAGCCGCCGGCGGUGCUGCUGCUGAAUCAGAGCUCUGUCCUGGCCGAGGAGAACAAGGGUCGUCUGAGCGUGUCGGAGAGUAGGGUGACUCUAAGCAGGGUGCGGGGGACAGACGAGGGCAGCUACACCGUGCUAGACCGCGAGGGGAAGGUCAAGAUGAGGACAUGCCUGAAUGUGAAAGAGCACCAGAACUUCGUACACCUAUCAUAUGGCAGUACUUUAAAGAUCAACAUGUUUGUGGAUCAAACCAAAGCCAACCUCCUGUACACUCCGGACUCGGACCGGAGGGACCGGGUCAUAAUAGAUCAAGGAGAGCUGGUGAUGCCAUUGGAUCCCUUACUGGAUCGCAGGCUGACUGUGGAGGGCUCCAUGUGCAUUCUGGAGAGGGUCCGAGUCAGUGACAGGGGCCUCUUUAGAGUGACAGACCAGUUUGGCUUCCCUGUGACCAACAUCUACCUGGAGGUAGAAGCCUAUAAGUUACCCACGCUCUACGUUGCAAUUCUCUCCUUACUGGGCCUCCUGGUCUUUCUCUUGCUGGUUUGUUUGUUCUCCUGCCUGAUCAAUGUGCACCGAAGGGCAGAGAAGGCAAGGAAAAUUGCCCUUAUCGCCCAACAAGCAGGAAAGGGAGAUGGAGAAGCAUUCGUCAAGGUUGUUCAAGAGGCCUAUACACGGUUCGCUGAAGAAUCCACUUUGGCUUCCACGUGGGACAACAGCAAUGCUACAGAAAGCACCGAGGUCACCAUAAAGGGACUAGAGGUAACCAAAGCGGGCCGAUAUCACACUCUCACCUCGGACAAGAACUUCCUAGAGAUGAGCGACUCAGGGGUAGAGUUCAACUCGUCCACCCUCCCGCUGGACAGCGAAUGCGAGACGGACAUGCCCCAGACCUUCACCUCCCACAAGCUCCUUCUAAACAACUCUAACAGCGUGGCAGCCACAGUCAUCCCGGAGGGAGCUGACCGGACCCCCGACUCCGCCAUGAGCUCCAGCCCUGUGACCCCGCCCCGGUCUGAGGGCGACGCCCAGGAAGAAGACCUAAUGGGUGACACCACGCCAGAAAUAGCAUCCAGGGGCAUGGAGCUGGCUAUAGCCCCUGAAGUGGUUGACAGUGUUGCCGAGCCCGCCGAUACAUCCAACAACAUCCCCACCUGAAAGAAUCUACAUUGAAUUGAGCCCAGAAACAGAUCAGCAGACAAACUGACAAUCUUUGCUCUUCAGCCUCAAUUACUCCCCUCUUGCAGACAUCCCCCAAUUCCUGAUCACAACGUUUUUAGAAUAACGCUACACAAAAAUAUUUUGACCGAUGGUAUAGGCUCAAAAGAAUCCCUAAAGAAAAAAUACAAGAUGUCUGUAGCUCUAUUAGAACACAUUAAUUCUGUAUAUACAGGAAAAGCAUGCAUUUAAAUUAGACUUAUGCCCAAGAUGCAACUAAUGACUGCAUAAUGCAUGUAUGCCUCUUUUGGCCAAGAACCACACACUAAGAGAAAAUAUUGUAACUUGGUGGACUAUGGGAAAAUGCAUUAUGAUUCGUUUAAGUAACUGCCCAGUAAAAAUCUCACUUUCAACAGAUAAUAUUCUUCUAACCAGAUAAAGGUAAAUUGUCCUGCUAUAUUGUGUGGCCAAAGCCUACAUUGGAGAAGAAAAACACCUCAGACUCAAACAGGGUUUCAACAGGCGAAUCCGCAGUCACAAUCAUUAUGUUUUAUUGUUAGUAACACUGGGUAGUUACUUGAUUAUUACGAUGCCCAAAAGGUUUGAAUGCACAGUAAAUGUUUGACUGAUAGCUGAGUAAAUGUUUUUAUAUUUCUCUAAUAUACAAAAUAAAGUAACAUUUCAGAAAGGGAAAUAGAAAGGAAAAAAAUAAUAGGGCCAACUUAAUGUCAUGAAUAAAAUUGUUAUACUAGACUAAGAAAACUAGUAUAGAUGGCCGUAUUUUGUGAUAAGCCCAGAAUAUAGGCCUACGCCACUACAAUGUCUUUAUAGAAACAGCAUUAACACUAAAUACAGUCAAGGCUGUAGGCUUUGGCUCAAAUUCAGAGAAAAAGUGCUUGUCUAAGCAUAUAGCCUCUAAAGAAUUCCCAAGUUGGAGAACUAAAACCCCUAAGAUAACAAUUUGUGCUAACCAACACAAGCCCCAUAGAUUGAAUAACAUCAUGCUAUGCAAGAAAAUGUGUAGUGUUGUCAUGACAACUUUGAUCUCUGCCACUUCUGAAGACAGAUCAUUCAGCAGUGUGAAUGUCUACCACAUCGCUCAUUAUGCAACAAAAUUGACCCGGAACUAGUACAACAGAGAAUUCUUAUCAAGACGUGUUUCUCAUAGCAACUCCAGCCACUGCAGAACAAGCCUUGGAAUGGGGACCUAAAGAACUCCUGUGAUGGAUGGGACUUGAUAACCCUGCAAAUAGAAAUGAGUCCUUAGGACGUGCUCGGGAAUGUCAGGAGUUCGUGUCAUGGUCCCCCGGUCGUCCUUAGCCCGUCCUUCGUUGGUUGGGAACCAUCCCUUUUGGAAGGUACCUGGACCAUUGGGUUGCUGCCCUUUAAAGAGACUCAAAUAGUGACUGUAGAAGAAUAAGGCAGACUAAUUGAUAGUGAACAAUGUGCAUGAUCUCACCCUUCCUGUCUUUAGUUCUAUUCUGCCUGACUGCCAAAAUUAACGAAAUGCUGAAUCAAUAACUGCUCACGAUUAACUCAGCUUUCCUGAGUGAUUUAAAACAUAUUGCUUACUGAAACUGGAGUGCAGACCAAGCCAGCAAGCUAUUGCUAUUCAAUGCACUUGCGGCUGUGUUCAUCACUGUCUUUUGUGAGCAGGUAGAAGCAGUUCCUUUUAACACAAUAUAUAUUGUUGGAUGUAUUUAUUUGAACCACACAUCCCUUUCAGAAUCUUUAAACAGAUAACUGCAAAUAUCCACUAAAAUGCUAGAUAUCAACAGCAUUGUGCGUUAGAAAAUCAACUAGUUGAAGAGUACACUAGUUUCUCAGUUUCAGUACAGCACUUUUGGGUGAUUCUCACGAAACCAAUUGUAGCACAUCUGUAGCAAGUAUAGCUGAAAUAUCAACUACCAACUAUAAAGGACUACAGCAGUUUAGUUUAAAUAGACAAUGGAAAAUGUUAAUUUCCUGCAAUUCUCUUUAGUUUAAUAACACCUUUAUGUUAAGUAGCCUAUUUAAUAAUACUAUUAAUAAUAGUAGUCAUAUUAAACUCCAAACAUGUUUUAAUAUUCUAAUUUACAUGAAACCUUAAUUUUAUUAAGGUUGUAACAUAGAAUGGUCAAUUGCAACAGUCAAAUGUUCUAUAGAUUAGUUCCCAAUUAAAGGUAAUUUAACUCCUCGUCUCAGGUUCUGAAUGUCAUAGCAAACCAAAGGUAUUCCCAUGUGAAUCAGAGUUGAAUCUUCAUUUAGCAGUUUACAGCUUGUUUCAAACCUAAAUAAUAGCAGAUUUAUGUGUAGUUACAGAUCAGUACAAAAGUUAUCAAAUGAAGAAAAUCAAUAAAUAUAUUUUCUAUCAAUUGUUGGUCCCUCCUAUUGGGGCACACAUUGCCUUCUUCUCAUUACUAAAAAGGGAUACAAAUCUUAUAUUAGGAAAGUCUCAUUUAAUCAUUUUCAGCAUUUGAAAAAUGUGUUAAUAUUUGUAUUUCUUUGUAUUAUGUUUACUCCGGCCAUUACAGUAGUGGAGGAAUGAAAAAAUAUUGGAAAUGUAUUCAUAAGUGUUGGUAGUGUAUGAUCAAAAUGUAUAACAUUAAUACAACAGCUAAGUACUGUACCGGUCCUAAUAUCAGUGAUCAGUGAUCAAAGAGCCCAUUUAGUGGAAAAUUGCAAUUCAGAGUUUCGUGAGAAUGACCCUUUUGCAAAUGUGUUGCAUUCUCUGUAGAUUUUACUUUCCAAUAGACCUUUAUUCUACAUCGGAAAAGGAAAAAUGCAGAACCAUUUAGCCUAACAUUCAGAGAACAUCUGUACAUUUGAUGCCAAAAUAUAUUACCAGAUCAUUUACUACCAGUUAAUUUGCUUCAAUUGCAGUAUACUAAUACAGGGAGGCCUUAGUUCAUAGUUUGUCAGAUGUUAUAAAGGGUUAUAGCAUCUGAUAAACUAUUAACUAAGGCCUCCCAUUGAUUAUAACUCUUACUUUAAUC